Messenger RNA from Danio aesculapii, 9829 nucleotides. It is a transcript of the gene crybg1a, whose product is annotated as crystallin beta-gamma domain containing 1a. Lineage: Eukaryota; Metazoa; Chordata; Actinopteri; Cypriniformes; Danionidae. Bases 109 to 8604 code for a protein of 2831 amino acids. The transcript has 22 exons. The record is from RefSeq and is a predicted model, not a curated record.
CCGAAUCUCCAGCGCGCGCCAAACAAAGCGUGCGCACUUUUUUGACUACUUCAUUAAGUUGAAGGGGACACUUACCUUGUAAAUUGUACAUAUCGUUGAUAUUCAGUCAUGAGCUCAUCAAAGUCCAAAAUUAAGAAGCUGUUUGGAAAGUCAAAGUCUUUUAAGGAACGCAGGGAUGCUGACAGGACUGAGGGUCACUUGGCGACUUCACCCGAAGACGAGAGCGCGAGUUUCAGAGGUUCGUCCGUAACUUUACCGUCGAGCCCCAGGGAUGGCACCUCAUACCCGGUCUCGCUGCCCACCAGCCCCAGCGAGAAGAAGAGGACGCGCUUCCCCACCUGGAGGUCCAAAAGGAGGAAUAAAGACUUGGAGUUUCUUCACAGUACCGGAGAUCUGGACUCAGUGUUCAACAACAGGAGUUUUGAUCAGGUGAGCAUCCAGACUGAGAACUAUCUGAUGACGGACACCUGCCCCACACCAGUGCGCUCACGCACCAGCUCCUUACUGAGCCUGGACAUCAUCUCGAGUCCAUCCUCUCCCACAAGCAAACGCAGCAAGAGUUCAGAUGAGAAAACAGUUAUCGAUCGGAUUGGAAAUUUUUUUAGGAGGAGAAAAAGUAAAACCAAAGAUCAGAUAGGUGUCUCGUCUGAAAAUUUUUCGCCAGAGGCAAACAGUCCAACCAAGUACUCAGGAUCUGCGGAACUGAGACAGACUAAGCACGGAGAGACUGAAGAUUCAGUAUUUAACUCAGAGAACCGAAGUCCCAGUGUGUGUAGCAUAGCUUCCCUUGUUGCAGAUGGAGGAGACUUACCGUUUGCCGACAGUGGAAGUAGUGGACGAGGGAGUGUGAAAGAGGUGGAAGUGAUUAAAAUCAGCAAGGCCGAGACAUCUGGCGACAAGAAGACUGAAGAUCUGGUGAGGGAAGUGAACAGAAAGCUCAGGGUGUACCUGGAGGAGACAGCAGACACGACAAUAAAGAAAUGUGCAGACAUUCCUAUACACACCCCUGACACGCCAAAGUCCUCCGCACUCUCAGGUGGGACGGAGAGUAAAAAGACUGUUUUAAAACCCACCAUCACAAGCGGCGGGAAUUACACAGCACUAGUUGGAGUGACUCUCGGAUCACAGUCCAGAACCACAUCGUCCUCUGACAAUCAGUCUGAAGUACAGAAAGAGUCAGAUAGCAUGGGGAAGAAAAACAACAGCAAACGGAAAUCACGCAAACUAAGCAGUCAAGACAGCAAUAAUGAAUGUCUCACCCCGACAAACACCAUUCCUCCUCAGGCAGAGGAGAGGUCAGCUCAAUUUUCUCCCUCCCCUGGACAAAUACACAGAGCCGAAUGGGCGGAAACUCACCUGACAGAGGAGGAGAGUGAGAGCUCCAUUACUGACUUACUUUCCUCUUCACAAGCUGCUCUGACCUGCCCUGCUGAGAGUUACUCUGCCCUCGGUGAAGCUCCCAGCAACACUCCUGCUCCUUCUAGAGUUCCAGAUCCAACCAAAUCCUCACAUGCUUCAAAAGACAGCACUGAACCACCAGUGAAGGAAACUCCAGAGAGAUUUAUUUCUGAGCAAUUGCAUUCUGAGAGCGGUGAAGUGAAACGCAGAAGCCUGAAACUGUCAGAGAGCGAUAAAGUCUUCGCCAAACGAGUUUUUGUUGGUUCGCAGUCAAGCCUAGAUGGGGAGGAACAAGCUCAGAGCCAAAGUGGGACUAACUUGGAUAAAACGCAGAAUGUACAGCAGGUUAGGGUGAAAAUAUUACCAAACCCCAAAAGCGUGAAUGUCAAGCAGUUCAACCAACAGACAGAUGAGUCAGCAGAAGAUGUUUUUGUGCAAGAGCAGUCUCUUGAUAAGGAUGUAGAGAGGCCCUCUGAACUUUCCACUGAGAAUAGAGACAAUACCUACUCCAGGGAGGAAUUUGAUUCCCCAGAAAUGCCGCUUAAUAAAGUACCAUUUAAUACUGUGAUGAGCAGUCAUCAAAACACAUCUGUACCAUCCAAACGUAUGGACAGAGGCAGCAGUGGACCAAAUGGGGGAAUUAAAUUAAAGAGCCCUCCACCUCAAGUUGCGCCUAAAACAAAGGCUGUAAUGUCUCGUAUAAAACUCUUCUCUGAGGCAUCAAAGAUAGAUCCUGUUCCAGUACGGAGGAUUUCACCAAAGCAGACAGAUCAGAAAGAAAUUAAAUCUCCAACAGAAAAUGACCAGUCUGUUACACUUAAUAGUCCAAGUGAAAUCAAGACCAAAAUUCCUAAGAAAAGCACACCAGAGGUUCAAGUCAAACCAAAUAAAGUGCUUGAGGUUGUUACUGUAUAUAGUGUGUCUACAGAAGCUGAAAGAUCAAUGUCCACCAAACGUCAGAGUGAGACUGGAUCAAUAAGCCCAGUGCAGAAAAUGUCACCAACUAAAAGACUGGAAGAGAAGGAUGUUUUGGACAUCUCGCUAACAUCAAAAACCUCUCAACCUACAAAAGAACAAGCUACUGUUUCAAAGCCUAAAAGGGAAAGAAGUCUUAAGCAAUCAUUUUCUGAAGAUAAAUCCCCAUCCUCCCCUUCCUCACCGGAGAAUUCAGGUUCAACAAAGCUUAACACUGAAUUCAAAUCAGUUAAAGAAAUCCAAAAGUCUAAAACACAACCAACAGUCGUCAGUGACAGAAGUCUGACACCAAAGACUAGUUCUCCUUAUUUAAAGAGUAAAGUCAAAUCGGGUGACACUGGCAACAAAACAGAGGCAAGACCUUCUUCCUCAGCAACUGGCUUUGACCAAACAGUGCAGAAGAUUGAAAAGGAGAAGCCAGUGAAUGAAACCCAGCUAAGCGGGCCAAAAAGUCCAAGAAAAAUCGUGACUGAUGUGUCAUCAACAGGAAGGAAACCUCGAACGACACCAACAAGCCCUCUGAAACAGCCCUCAGAUGGAGAAGUGUCCCGUGGGCAAAAUGAGUCAUGUGGACCAACCUCACUCCCACCUUCCAAGCCAGAACGAAAUGAGUCAUCACUGUCUAACGGUCCUGUCAGUGAUGGCAAAUCCUCUAAGAGUGAUCAAGCCACUGGGAAUGCAGCUGUCAGGAUAUCACCAGAGCUCAAAUUGAAAAGCCCUGUUAAGGAGGUAGUGAGUGCUUUACAGCCAGCCUCACCACGUCUCAGAAGUCCCACUAAACUCAAGCCCAAGAAAGAUUUUAGGAAGGCAGAGCCAGCUGCAGCUUCAGAUACAAAAAUAGAUGAGAAGACAACAAAUUUGUCCAUCACACCCACAGCUGCUUUAAAAUCUGAUGAAGUUACAAAGUCAAAAUCCAUUUCUGAAAUGCAGAGUGAAAGCUGUGAGUCCAGAGACACAACAGAUGUGUCAUUUUUAGAAAAAAAAAAUCAGCAGACAGAAUCAGAUCUCUCAGUUCCUGGAGGCUCACAUGUGCAAGUUUCAUCAAAAACCAAGACGGAUAUUUUCAAAGAAAAGCAUCUUGUUGGGUUUGAGAAAGAGACAUGUGCCCUUGAUAAGGCAGAUGAAAUUUCCACAGUUUCCAAGAUGGCAAAACAGUCAAAAGCUUGUUCUGAAUCAAAGCGUGCUAAAUCUGAUGCUGCUGAGACCAAAGUCACACUGGAUGCAUCACUUUUAGAGAAGAAUGAUUCACACUCUGAAAAACAACAGACAACUUUACCAUCUUCAUCAGACCAGGAUAUACCAGAUAAGCAAUCUGUCAAAGAAAAGUCACUGACUGGUUUCAAGAAAGAGAACUCUGGCCUUUCUAAAAAUGACAUUUCCUCAAUAUCUGCGAUGGGCCAUGACACAACCAGUAAUCUGAGUGCUCAAGGUAUUUGCAAACAAUCGAAAGACACUUCUGAAACAAAAGAUGAAAAAUCUAGUAAUGCUGAAACCAAAGUCAAACUAGACGUGUCGCUUUCAGAAAACAAAAUUAUGCAAUCCCUAAAACAACAGACCGAAUCAAAUCUACCACCUUCAUCAGAACCACACUUCCAGAUUACAGAUAAGCAGUCAGAUGUUGUCAAAGAGAAAUUUCUCGAUUUAGUGAAAGAGGAAUGUGUUCCUUCUAAUUCAGAUGAAAUUUCCUCUACACCUAAGACAGCUAAACAAUUAAAAACCUCUUCUGAAAAGAAGGGUGAAGACACUUGUUCUACUGAAACCAAAGCCAAACUGGAUGUGUUGCUUUCUGAAAGCAGCAAUAUCCAAUCCUUAAAACAACAGACCAAAUCAAGUUUACCACCUAAGACAGAGUCACAUGUCCAAAUUACAGAUGAGAAGUCAGAUGCUGUCAAACAGAAAUGUCUUGGAUUGGAGAAAGAGACACUUGUUCUUUCUAAUGCAUAUGAUAUUUCCACAAUAUCCAAAACAGCUAAACAAUCAGAACCCUCUUCUGAAAAGAAGGAUAAAGACUUUAGUUCUGCUGAAACCAAAGCCAAACUGGAUAUGCAAACCCUAAAACAACAGACUGAAUCAAAUCUACUACCUUCAUCAAAGUCACAUGUCCAGAUUACAGAUGAGAAGUCAGAUGUUGUCAAAGAGAAUUGUCCUGGAUUGGAAAAAGAGGCACGUGUUCUUUCUAAUGCAGAUGAUAUUUCUUCAACACCCAAGACAACAAAACAAUCAGAUCCGUCUUCUGAAAAGAAGGGUGAAGACUCAGGUUCUGCUGAAACCAAAGACAAACUGGACGUAUCGCUUUCAGAAAACAUUCAUUUGCAAUCCCAAACCCAACAUUUAGAAUCAAAUGUACUGGAUUCAACAGAAUCAAAGGUGCAAGUUACAUCUGACAAGCCCCCAGAUGUUGUUCAAGAAAAAUCUCUUGUUGGGUUUGAGAUAGAGACAUCCAGUAAUCUAACUACUCAAGAUAACAAGAAGUCUUUCUCCUCUCAGGACCAAAUAGCUUCAGACAUUGCAAAGAAUUCAUCCCAAACAAAUAAGGAGACUGAGACCAAAGUGCUCAGUGUGAAAAAUCCUCAGAAUUCAGAUUUAAAACUACCAAAAACCACUACACAACUAAACGAGAACGUCAAAAGUAAAGAAGUGACUGGUACACAAAAAGAAGAGAAGCUAACUGUUCAGUCUGGAGGCUCGAGUGAAACAAACCAAGAGUGUGUCAAACAGAAUGCAUUAAAUAAAACAAAACAAGCUGACAAUAAGUCAGUAGCAGUGAUCACAACUCCAGAGGCAGUUUCUAAACCAGAACCUGUUCGAAAAGGUGAACAGACAUUAAAGGACAAAGUCCCAUUAUUUAAAAUGCCAGAUAAACUGUCUUCCAAAGUGGACAGGAAGAGUGAGGUCCAAGUUAAAAAUAUCGAGUCUAACCUGAAAGCCACAGGUCUUACAAAGGCUAGUAAAACAACUGAUACUAACUUGCAAAAGUUAAAACCAUCAACUGACCAAAACGUUAAACAAUUCAUAUCUCAGAAUCUUCCUUUGGACCCCAAAAACACCUCACAAAAUAGCAAGGAACCAUCUAGUUGGUUGGACGUGGACAGAAGUUUUAAGAAGAAGAAAACAGAGAGGCGUAUGGAUUGCUCUGCGAGUGAAGACAAUCUUUUAGACACUUCAGAUGACUUUGAUGACUUUGUUCGUAAUAUUAAAGAGAACUGCUCUCCUUUCUCUUUGCCACCAAGAAAACACGGGCAGAACAAGAUGCCUUCACCACCUUUUGCAAUGCCUGCUAUUAAAGAAGAUCACUUUGAGAAAAUACUUGACCCAGAACAGUUCCAGUUUGGGACAAGAAAAACAGCAGCACUCAAAGAUCCCUCUCCAGCCAUGAUGAUCAAGAAGAAAAAUGAAGAGACAAAAACCAAUCCUUUGUCCAAACGUUCUGAGGACAGCCUACUUUAUAAAGGUCUCUCAUCUAGAUGGGAACGUGAUAAAGCAAAUAAGGUCACAGUCACUGAGGAGAAAAAUGAUGGAGAAAACCAAAAUGCAGAAGGCUCUGGAAAAUUGUCCUCAAGGUUAGAAAGAAUGUCAAUCAUCUCAAACCUUGUGAACUCUCCAAACACUUCACGAAAAGUAAGAACUGAACCAAGCAAUCUUAUCAAUGGCAUUCAGUCACCCAUAACACCAUCGACAGAGGUGAUGCCAACCUCAGGAGAGACUAAGGACAUGCCGCUGUCCCAGGUUGCUAAAGCACCAAAAGAGGGGCUUGGCGACAUUCCUGAUCCUGGCAUUGUUAAAGGAGGAUCUAGUGAUUCAAUAAUGAGCCCAACCACAUGUCCUCCUCUUCCAACUUUCACAGAAGUCAAGUUGCCUGACUUUUUGGAGAAAUACAUGAGUAAAGGCAAAGAACCAAGCACAGUGAGCCAGCAAAAGCCUGACACUGUCCCUGCACUGGAUUUGAAUCUGACUUCCAACACGUUUAAUUCAAACAUUGGGCUGCAAGGCAUAUCGGGAUUAACAUCUCCAUCACACAUCGCUCAGCAGAUUCCACUGUCCACACCCACCAGCCUCUCUCCAACAUAUGCACAGACACCAGGGGUCAGAGGCUUCCACAGGCGUCCUGGAAAGAUUGUAAUAUUCCAACAACCUCAGUUUGGAGGAGAGGCAUAUGAGGUGUUUAGAGACAUAGAGGAUGCAACAUCACUAAAACUCUCUCCACUCAUCUCCAUAAAGGUCGUCAGGGGAUGCUGGCUGCUGUAUGAAAAGCCAGGCUUCCAGGGUCGAUCCAUCGCUCUGGAGGAAGGGCCAGCGGACAUAGCAAAUGAGUGGGCAGAGACAGAGCCCAGUGAGAAGGUGGAGGAAAAUGACUCAGCACUCCCAUCCACACCCAUGGUUAUUGGAUCUAUUAGGCUUGCAUUAAGGGACUACAGCACACCACAAAUAGACCUGUUCACAGAGCUCAAUGGGAUGGGCCGAAUAUCGUCAUACUGCGAUGACACCAUAGAAACCUGCUCUUUUGGCCUUCCUCAGAGUACUGGAUCGAUUAAGGUCCACAGUGGAGUAUGGCUGGUCUUCAGUGACCCAGGUUUCCAGGGUCUUCUGGCUGUUUUGGAGGAAGGAGUCUAUCCCUGCCCGCAAGACUGGGGCUUUCCCACUCCGUUUGUCGGGUCACUGCGGCCCAUGAAAAUGGGAGAAAUUAAGGUGGAAAAUCCCAAUGAAAUGAAGGUAUUACUCUUUGAAAAGCCGAUGUUUCAAGGGGAGUGCAUGGAGAUUGAAAGAGACAUCUACAACUUUGGAGAAGAAGAGGAGAAUGAAGAAGAGGAGACUGAGAGUCCUGACAGCACCAGGAGAAACAUACUCCGUUCUGUCGGCUCAUUAAAGAUCCUCAGUGGCAUCUGGGUUGGAUACUCUGCACCAGGGUUUGAUGGGCGCCAGUAUCUUCUGGAAGAAGGAGAGUAUGCUGACUUCACAGAUUGGGGUGGACUGGAAGAAGGGCUCCUCUCUAUACGUCCUUUGCUGGCAGACUUCAUGACUCCUCACGUGAGAAUGUUCAGCGAGCAGGAUUUCAGCGAGAGAGGGAUGAAUGUGGACCUGCUGGAACCUGUCAUUAGCAUGGAAGCUACUGGCUUUGGUGUAAAGACACAAUCGGUGGAAGUCCUCUCUGGCGUGUGGAUAGCAUUUGAGAAGGAACGUUUCUCAGGUGAAAUGUACAUUUUGGAAAAGGGUCUCUACGGCUGUCCUGAAGAUUGGGGUGCACGCAACAACAGGAUUUUGUCUCUGCAGCCUGUGGUUUUGGAUCAGGCUGAAGGACUGUCCAGAUAUAAGGUGCAGUUGUUCUCAGAGCCGGGGUUCCAGGGAACAGUGCAGACUUUAGAUGAAAGUGUGGCAUUCCUGCCGGAGGGCUUUCACCCAAUGUCCUGCAAAGUUUUAGCUGGGAGCUGGGUGGUGUUCGACAGCCCACAGUUCACUGACAACAUGUAUGUACUGGAGGAAGGAGAAUACCCCAAUCCUGAGGCACUGGGCUUACUCAACGAAGACUGCAAAAUCAGCUCUGUCCACACUGUAGGACAUGAGUUUUCCAUGCCCUCCAUCACACUCUUCUGUAAAUCCGGCUUCAGAGGACGCAAAGUAGUUCUAACUGAAGGUGUUUUGAACCUGUCAUUGGCUGGCAUUGAUGGACGGGUCAACUCUCUCUUGGUCAAUGGAGGAAUCUGGGUGUUAUAUGAAUACAGCAACUUCCGGGGUCAUCAGGUCCUUCUCCAUCCCAGCGAGAUCGGUGACUUUCAGAAGUUCAGAGGCUGGGAGCAGAUUGGCUCUUUGCGUCCGUUACUACAGAAACGGGUGUAUUUCCGGUUGCGUAGUGCAGAGACGGGCUGUUUGAUGUCUCUGUCUGGACCUUUGGAUGAUUUAAAGCUGCUCCGGGUUCAAGUGCUUGAUGAAUCUGGUGGUCCAGAGCAAAUGUGGGUCUAUGAGAAUGGAUUACUGCGCUGCAAGAUGGUGGAGGACUGUUGUGUGGAGACGUCUGGAGGUGUGGUGAUGGCAGGCGGCAGGUUGAACAUCUCGCCUGAACCAGGCAAAGACAAUCAGUUCUGGAGCAUCACAGGAGAUGGAAUCAUUCGCAACAAUCUCAAGCCAGACCUCGUGCUGGAAGUCAAAGGUGGCCAACAGUAUGAUAAAAACCAGGUGAUUCUCAACACCUUUGAUGAGCGCAAAACCAACCAGAGAUGGACUGUGGAAAUCCUGUAGUCACAACUCCUGAUAACAGAAGAACACCCUAAAAUAUCUGAGGCCGUUCAAGAUGACGUGAAUCUAAACCCCUAAAACAACUAGCACUGCUGGGAUUAUAAUCCUGAGAUGAGGAUGUCAAAAUCUCUAGGAAAUCUAUUUAGAUUGUGGUUCUCUUAAUGAGCGAUGUGUCUUUGUGAACAACUGAAGUCCAUCGAAUAACCUGCGCUAGUUUGACUGUAUUUUGUGCUAGUACUUUGUUGUUGUUACUCUGCGUUGGCAUGGCAACACAAACAAAAAACGGUCCUGCCUGCAAUGGAAUUACAGUACAAAAGGGGGCGCACUAGCCUUAAGAUUAGCAUGUAGCUGCACUUUAGGUGACCCUGUAUAUUUGUUUUAUCUGCAAAGAGUCAAGGUUUUGCGAGUUAGCAUGACCAAGUUUACCCCAUGCCUGUCUACAUUUUAUGGACAACAAAGUGCCUUCCUUUAUUCAUAAGUAGUUUUCUGACUAAAUUAUUUUUGCAAGAGAUAUACAGUAGGAGUCACAGAUAAUGCAUUAUAUUAGUGCCUUAUUUUGAGGGCUGUUAAAUGCUUGAAAUAGACUAUUUUUCAUUGUCUUCUGCCUUUCACGUCACGUCUCAGGAUGGUCGCUAACAAAGGGCUUAUGCGUGUUUCUGUGAUGUCAUCGGCUAAUCAGAAGUUAUUAAUCAUAAUUGUGACUCAUUUGAUCAGCUCAAAACAACCUGGCUGCAGAGCCAAGCUCUCAUUAGCAAAAAAAAAAAAGCAGAUUUUAAAUGAUAUCAAAUAUCAUUCGUUUUCUCCAAGUAUUAUAAACAAACAUAAUUGAAUGUAAGGCGGUUUUUAUUUGCCAUUCAAACACACUGAAAACUAAAUGCGGGAUCUAGAGGAGUCAUCUCGCUCUACAGUUGCUGUACAAAGUGUUUAUUACUGUCAGAAUAGUCAUUAUUAAUUAUUAAUGUCAGAAAAAGACCCAUUGCACACAUUAUAUAAGCAUUUCCAUCUCUUCAUGCUGAUCUGGCAUCAGUAUCAGUUCUAAAUCCGCUGCUCUGCUCAGAGUUUUUCUAUCUCUCUGUUUUUAUAUAUAUCAAGAUGUUUUGCUAGUUGAUUUUGUGUGUACAUUUUUCAUGUUCGUUUUAUAUGUUCCUUUCUGAAAUAUACUGUUACUUUUAGGAUAUUUAGUUUAAAUGUUUGAUUCGUUUCUAAAUAUACAGUACGUGUGAAAUAA